AUGGAGCGCGCGGCGCGGAGAGAGUCACACGUAGGGGGUGAAAAUCCAACCUUAGGAGAUGAGCGAGAUAAGAACUUGUGCGUUUUGAAGCCGCUGUUUGAAUUGGGUGACGAGACGAGAGGACACGCGCUUCAAAACGUCAUCCAGGACCCAGAGCUGGGAACACCAGGCCGGCUGUGGUGCACACACCUCGGUGUGCUGCAGGUAGCGAAGUCAGUGGGGCCAGCUGCGAACUGGGUUGCUGUGGCCAAUAAUCUUUUAAGGAGCUGUCACAUAAACCAGCACAUAAAGUGUCUCUGUGAAUGUGGUGCUGAGGUGUUUGUUCAUCUCUAUGAGUCAAUCUUAAGAGAAAAAGUGCCAGAUUACAUAGCUACUCCUAGAAGCCAAGAGGAUGAUGCACAUAAUGUACAGGCAAUAAUAGAUUCCCUGGCAUUGGACUAUUUGCAGAUGAGCUUGUCACAUAUCACUGGUGAGAACAUAGUGAGAGGAGAAAAGAAAUCUAUCAGAAACCUCCUUGAAAUAUUUGAUGGCCUGUUGGAUUAUCUUAGAGGAGAAACUGAUGAAUCUUCUCUGCAGAAUGGAGCAAAUCUGCUAUCCAAUAAUGAAACUCAGCUUGCAUCUGAAGUGCAGCUGGAAAGCAAUGCUGGUGAACUUCCCCACACUUUAGGAUUCUCAUCAGCUGAAGGGUCCCAGUCAGAAUUUUCUGUUGCAUCUUCUGAUGCAGAGAGACCAGAAUACACCAGUGAAUUAAUCAGACUCGGGGAUACUGCUCAUUCAUUUUCCAAGAGAUCAGAAGGUUACCAGCAGAAAAGCACAAGAGUGAAAGAAUCUAAACAUUCAGAGGCUGUUGCAACAUGAUCUGGACAGUUUUCUGAAACUAGAAGGGCCAUUGACUCACCACAUCUAAGGUACCCAAGAAGGCCACGAUUCCUUUCUCCAUCCUCAUCUCAGCACCAACGGUUUUCUGAAGUGGAAUAUAAACCUUGCAGCAAUAGAACAUGCCAAACAAGGAAAUUAUGCAGCCAGCUGCAAAGAGACAGGGAUAAAAGAACAAAGCAAGCAAAGAUGGUUGCUAAAGCUUAUGAAGAUGAACUCAGAAUUUGUGAAGCCAGGCAGAGGCUUAAAAUUUCCAAGCUCAGAGAAGUCAUCAGGAAAAUGAAAAAAGAAUACAAAGAAAACAUAUUUGAAGAACCUCCAAAAACGCCUCAGCCAGUGGAAGUUUAUUCUAGAAGAGCCACACCUCAGAAUCCUGAAUACAGCCAGUGGAUUCCAAAACCAGGGACUGGGAAGCCAAAGGAAGCUGCUCCAAUGACAGUAGGAGAUGAUGACCUCUUAUCUCAGCUACUGGAAGAGUUUCCUGACCUGCAUGUUUCCCAACCUGCUAUGAAAAAAAUGAGGCAGCAGCAGUUGGCACAUACUAAACAACUUAAGGCAGCUUUUGACAGACCUAGAGCAAAACUCCAAAAUGAAGUUGAACAAGCCCUGAAGAAGCAUGAACUUUUUCUUGCACUUAUUAAAAAAUACGAAGACCAUAAUAAGAGACUGCAAGAACAUAAGCAACAGAUCUGGCAGCAGAAGUGGGCUCAGAAUAAAUGGAGAGAGAGACGCCAGCAAGUUGCUCGGGCCAGGAAGUGUUAUGAAGAUUACCAGGUGCAGCUUCGUGCUGAGAGGAUGUGGUCCAGGACAUGGGAGGAAAGGAUAUUUAAAAACUUAUUUGAAGAUGGCUUAGAAAUUCAGAAGGAAGUACUGAAGGACCUGAGAGCAUAUGCUCAAGAGAAGCAUGCUGAGCAAAGGAGACAGCUUGAAAAGAUGCUAGAGUCUCUGGAGAACUAUCACAAAGAUAAGAAAACAGAGAGAUCAAGGAUGGAAAAGCAAAUAGAGCACCAGCAGGCAGCAACAAUGCAAAGGGAUGAUGACUCCUUUUUUAGAACUAGAAGCAGACUGAAACCCAGACUUCAGAUGGCUGCCUUUCAGUAUCACAGAAGCUGUUUCUUGUAA
Messenger RNA from Chaetura pelagica (chimney swift), 1998 nucleotides. It is a transcript of the gene CEP95, whose product is annotated as centrosomal protein 95kDa. The record is from RefSeq and is a predicted model, not a curated record. NCBI's taxonomy places the organism in Eukaryota, Metazoa, Chordata, Aves, Apodiformes, Apodidae. Gene Ontology annotation, cellular component: spindle pole; centrosome.